Grus americana (Whooping crane) is the source of this 1067-nucleotide messenger RNA. Its product is annotated as killer cell lectin-like receptor subfamily F member 1. Lineage: Eukaryota; Metazoa; Chordata; Aves; Gruiformes; Gruidae. The record is from RefSeq and is a predicted model, not a curated record. The transcript is spliced from 7 exons. The coding region runs from base 69 to 872 and encodes 267 amino acids.
GCUAAUACAGGAUGCAACCCACUGUAUUAAACCAGCCCGUUCCAUAACUCAGAGGGACUUGCUCAUCAAUGGCAGGUGAUAUCACGUAUGUGGACGUGGCAAUGCUACCGAGGGAAAGACCACACAUUCCUUCUCGGACACCGGUUUCAGGAAACUUGAUCACAUAUGCUGAGCUGCGCAUGAAGCCGAAACCCAAAGGGAGCAGCAGAUCAGAGACUUCCUCUCCUGGUUGUCGACACAGGCGCUCAGCCUGGUUCUACGUGGCCCUGGCCCUGGGAGUCCUUGUGCUCGUCCUGCUAGGCAUCAUAGCCAUACUAGCCAAGCAAUUUUUGAAGGACAGAGCAGGAAAGUCGGAAAGUUUGCCUCACUAUCUAAAUAGCACUGGCAAUCAUGUUUCUUCAGAGAAGACGGUCUCGGCUGUGCCCCUGAAAUGGCUCAUGGAGGAACUGUGUGAAGACGGACGGCAUGAGGAAAGAGCAAUAUGUGAGCUGUGUCCUCCUGGGUGGCAACUACACAGGAGGAGAUGUUACUACUUCUCUGAGGACACUGUAAGCUGGCAUGACAGCAAGAAAAACUGUCUGGCCAGGAAAUCCCAGCUUCUUGUCAUUGAAGAUGAAAUUGAGAUGGAAUUUAUAGACAAUAAAGAGAAAGAUACCAAAUAUAUCUGGAUUGGGACGAAGAUUGAAGACAUAAAGAAACAAUGGACUUCAGCUGACGAUCCUGGAGUAAAAGAAAACAGGAUACCUAUAAAUAGGAUUGAGACUGACAAGAACUGUGCUGUUUACAGAAGAAAAAACAUGAUCCAAGCAGAUAACUGCCAGACUUUAAAGAAGUGGAUCUGCAAGAAGAAUGCAACUUUGUUGACGCUCUGAGCCAAAUUGUCAGACAGGAGGCAGAGCUUUUUGUCAGAAGACUCAUCACUGAUAAAAUAACAUGUGAUGUAAAUAAUUUCAUGAGACUUGCACAGAAAUUUGCAUUUCACUGUUCUGUGCUCCCUAAGACUUUGUCUGAUGCAAACAGGGAACCUGGAAACUGCCAGGUGUCAGCGUGAAGGUCAUGCAACAGGA